Lepidothrix coronata (blue-crowned manakin) is the source of this 1520-nucleotide messenger RNA. Its product is annotated as pulmonary surfactant-associated protein A-like. Lineage: Eukaryota; Metazoa; Chordata; Aves; Passeriformes; Pipridae. Bases 26 to 619 code for a protein of 197 amino acids. The record is from RefSeq and is a predicted model, not a curated record. The transcript is spliced from 3 exons.
CAGUCUGUUUUACCUUUGGCUUUAAAUGAUGCUGUCUCCACAGAUGUUCCACAAAAUCUUAGGAGUAGCUUUUUUCCUGCUCCCAUUAUGUGCCCAAGGUACACCUGCAGGAUUUCUUUCAUAUAUUUUCAAGUAUUUGUCUGGAGGUGAAACAAAUGAAGGAUUUAUACCAACUUCCAAACCGGUGGCUGGUGGAGACAUUAAUCAUCAAUUGGAACGUCGGAUUUCCAGACUGGAAGGAGUCCUCCGCUUGGAAAAGAUGAUAACGGAAUCUGGAGGAAAAAUAUUUGCUAUCAGUGGGGAAAGGGCUGAUUUCAAUACUACGCUGCAAAAAUGCAAAGAAGCUGGAGGGUCUAUUGCUGCUCCGAGGAACCAGGGCGAGAAUGAUGCCAUUCGGUACUUUGUGAAAACUUUUAAUACCUACGCCUACCUAGGGGUAAAGGAAUCUCUUAUUCCAGGCAAAUUCCAGUUUCUGGAUGGUACAAAGCUGAGCUAUACUAACUGGCAUUUAAAAGAACCUUCUGGCAAAGGGGAGGAGGGAUGUGUGGAGAUGUACACUGAUGGCACUUGGAAUGACAAAAGGUGCAACCAGAAUCGCCUUAUUGUCUGCCAGUUUUAGUGCUUCCCUUGCUGCUCUCUGGCAGGCUUUCUGGAAUAUGCUUCUCUCUUGGUUGUCUCUUCAUUUGUAGCUAGUGAACUCAGACAAUGCAGCAUGAAAAAAUAAAAUUCACUCUUUCCCAGCCUGAUUUAUCUUUUAAACAAAUGCCAGCUAUAAAGAGGAAAUUGUUUAUAACAAAACCAGUGACCGUUUUGCCUGUUUUGUUAUUCAUUGCCCACUGAGUCUCUUAAUACUACUGCCUAUGGGUUUCCGCUGCUGUUAGACUGGUAAUUUAUUACAAGACCAAAAAAUAGAUUUCUUGGGCACAUACCUAAAGUGACUUGCAGCCAUAAGAUCUUCCAGCACCCCUUGACCCAUAAGCCUCAAAGUCAUGUGUAUUUUGAUCCCUUUCUGUAAGUUUCCCUUACCAAAACUACCUGUACAGACACUCCUGCUACCACUGUUGUUGCUAAGCCCGUGUUUCCUUGGCCACUCUCACCCACAACAGGUCCCUUGAAGGAAGACAUGAGCAAUGCUGAGAGGGUGACACAGAGCCAUGAGCACACAGGGGACUCACCCACCUUACAUUUCCCACAGGAAACUUUGGAGUUAGCAGGUCUUUAGCCUUCAUAUACCUCAAAAAUGGUGACCAGAAGCCACCAGUCCUGAGCCCCUUCAGCAACUCCUAAUCCCUUUCUGACUCAAAGGAGUGAACCCAAGGUUCUAUGCCACAUGGGAUGUGUGUGGAAGAGAAAACACAGGAGCUAACAGGAGUUACCAUGUGGUUUAGAUCAGUAGAGCCAUGACAAAGCCAAUUUUUUUAAGUUAGAUUAUACUGAGAUUCAGGGACAAAUAAUUUUGGGCACCACAGUGCUGUUUGUCAGGCCCUCACUGAGAUGCCCACAGGGCUAAGCUUGGUGGA